This is a messenger RNA of Closterium sp. Naga37s-1, 2628 nucleotides long. Lineage: Eukaryota; Viridiplantae; Streptophyta; Zygnematophyceae; Desmidiales; Closteriaceae. The record is from the annotation of a GenBank genome assembly.
AUGAACCGACGGCUUUCAACAAUAAUUUUGCUUGCAGCCGCCGUUUCUAUCGCUGCGCAAAUACAGACAGUUUCAUCACAAGCGUACAACCCUUGUACGGAUAGCCCGUGUGGCAUCGGCGGCACGUGUAGCUGGGACACUCAAUACACGUGGACGUGUUCGUGCUAUAGCGGGUACGCGGCCUUCACCACUUCAUUCGACUUGUCCGGCAUAACCGUCUCCGGGCAGACGUGUGUUUCUUCAAGCUCCUCCCCUUCUUACUCCUCCCCAUCCUACUACUCCUCCCCAUCCUACUCCUCCCCCUCCCCUCCUUCCACCAACUCCUCCUCCUCCUCUUCCUCCUCGGGUCUGUCCACAGGAGCAAUAAUAGGCAUAGUGGUGGGCGUGAUUCUGCUGCUGCUACUGCUCGGGGGAGUCGGUCUCUUCCUCUGGUUCAGGCACAAGAGCAAGGCCAGUGGGGCUGAUAAGCCUGGCCAGGCGUACGGGGGAACUGCGGCAGUAGGGGCUGAUCUAGAGGCGAAUAAGGGGUAUGCUAACCCGUAUUAUGCGGGCGGGGGGGGCGGAGGCGGAGGGGGAGGCCUUGGGGGAAGUGGAGGCGGGAGCGGGGGGUGGGGAGGUGGGGGAGGGGGGAGCGGGGGGAAUGGCAUGGCGGCUCCUGUGGCAGGGGGAUACGGGGGAUCGGGAGGGGCAGGAGGGGGAGGAGCAGCAGCAUAUGGGGCGGCAGCAGCAGGAGCAGCGGGAGCGUAUGGGGCGGCAGGGGGGGGAUAUGCAGCAGCAGCAGGGCCUCAGGCGGGGAUGGGAUCUGGGUCUGGGUCUGGGAACGUCAUUCACCCCAUGUACAUGGGAAGUGGCAUGUACCAGCAGCAGCAGCCACAUCAGCAUGCCAACGUGGCACAGCAGCAGCAGCAGCAGCAGCAGCAGCAAGCAGCAGCCUUCCAAUCACCUCCGUCCGUCUGUCAGCAAUUCGCCCUUGCUGACCUGGCGCGGGCCACGGGUGGCUGGGCAGAGAGCAACCGGAUUGGCAGUGGGAGCUUUGGUGACGUGUAUAAGGCUGUCAGUCCCUUCGAUCCCUCUGUGCUGUGGGCCGUGAAGCGAGCGCGCGUGCUGACAAAGGACUUUCAGCGAGAGGUGGCAGCCAUGGCGACAAAGCACCACCCCAACCUGGUGCGGCUACUCGGCUACUGCAUCGAUAUGCACCCAGCAGCACCGCACUCCACCCAGGGCGAACUGAGCAUGGAGCAGAUAGUGGUGUACGAGUUCAUGGCCAACGGGGACUUGGAGCGGUGGGUGGGGGAGGGGGCGGCACAGCCGCUGGCGGUGGCGCAGCGCGUGGCGGUGCUCAUCGGGGCGGCCCACGGUAUCGAGUAUCUGCACAGCUUUGGCAUCGUGCACCGCGACAUCAAGCCCGCCAACAUCCUCCUAGAUGACAAGCUCGAGGCCAAGGUAGCGGACUUUGGGUUGCUGAGGCAGAACGAGGGCACGACGGUGGGAGACACUCGCAUCAUGGGCACACCGGGUUAUGUGGACCCCGCUUACUUCAAAUCCAACAAGGCCACCCCCAUGGCCGAUGUGUACAGCUUUGGCAUUCUCAUUCUGACCACAAUGUCGGGCAACAGAGCUCUCGAGGCGGAUGAGAACGGCAACAAUUUCAACGUCAGGAAGUGGGCGGAGUCGUUAGUUGCGGCUGGUAAAGCGGAGGAAUUAAAAGACCCACGAUUGGACGCCCAGGCAGAUUUGAUUCUACGGCUGGCGCAGCUGGCGCUGCGCUGCACGGCCAUGCCGACCGUGUCUCGUCCUGACAUGAUCCAGGUGGUAUCUGAGCUCACGGCACUCAGGAAGGAAUAUCUGGGGAAGGUGUCAUCUAGGAUGGCUGAGAGGAUUGACGAGGAGGUGGAUGCCCUCCCUGUUUUCCUCUCCCUUUCCCCCUGUCCUCCUCUCCCUUUCCCCCUGUCCUCCUCUCCCUUUCCCCCUGUCCUCCUCUCCCUUUCCCCCUGUCCUCCUCUCCCUUUCCCCCUGUCCUCCUCUCCCUUUCCUCCUGUCCUCCUCUCCCUUUCCCCCUGUCCUCCUCUCCCUUUCCCCCUGUCCUCCUCUCCCUUUCCCCCUGUCCUCCUCUCCAUUUCCCCCUGUCCUCCUCUCCCUUUCCCCCUGUCCUCCUCUCCCUUUCCCCCUGUCCUCCUCUCCCUUUCCCCCUGUCCUCCUCUCCCUUUCCCCCUAUCCUUCUCUCCCUUUCCCCCUGUCCUCUCCAUUUCCCCCUGUCCUCCUCUCCAUUUCCCCCUGUCCUUCUCUCCCUUUCCCCCUGUCCUCCUCUCCCUUUCCCCCUGUCAUCCUCUCCCUUUUCCCCUGUCCUCCUCUCCCUUUCCCCCAGUCCUCCUCUCCAUUUCCCCCUGUCCUUCUCUCCCUUUCCCCCUGUCCUUCUCUCCCUUUCCCCCUGUCCUUCCCUCCCACCUUUCCUCCCCCUCUCUCACAUCCCUUCCCUUUCCUACUGUCCUCUCCCACCAUUCACGCUUCUCUCAGCCAUCCCUUUCCCCCCUCCCCUGCCCCUCGCCUUCCCCCACUACCGUCCCUUCCCUUUCCACUACGUUCUCUCGUUCAAUUCAGCCAACAGUACCAGCUUUGCUUGGCCACUGA